GCUUCUCUCUCUAUAUAUCAUCUUCAUUUUCUUCUUCUUCUUCUCCUUCACAAUUCAAUUUAUAGUUCCACUGGCCGCGCCACUUUCCAGUUUCACAAACUGCUCCAAUUAUGUUCCCUAAUCUCCUUCUCUGCUCUCAUCGUCUCGAUAAUUCCAGGAAAAAGAAGAGGAAGAAUGGAGUAGUGAGGAAGAACAGUGAGUUUGAAGAUGAACAAUUGCAAUCGCCUUUCUCGGUUCCUUUUCAGAGAGAUCCAUUGGAGAAACAAUCCAGAUUCUCUCUACGAUCUGAUUAUUCUUGCUGCAGAGGCUCCACUUUGAAGGAGAAGAAGAAAGGGGAAAUGGCCAGUAAGGUCUCCAAUUUCUCCGAUCUGAUUCAACGAGUUACAGCUUCUUGUCUCCUUCAUCCACUUGCCGCCGUCCGUCAUGAUUCCGCCGAGAUCGCCUCCAAGAAUCGCAAUGUUCACGACGUAGGUUAUGAUUCCGACGACCUUGAGGAGGAUGAGGAGGAGGUGGAGGAGGUCGUGGUGGCCGCCGAAGAAGCAGAGGACUGGUGUAGAGAAGGGAUUAGGGCACGCCAAGUACCGAAGGGAGAGUUAGUCGGAGUGGAGAAACUGGUGGAUAUGGAGAUUCUGAUGAACGAAGUUUUCGAAGUUGUUUCGGCUAUGAAAAAGGCGUAUGUGAGCUUACAAGACGCGCAUUGCCCUUGGGACCCGGAGAGGAUGAGGGUAGCCGAUGUGGCAGUUGUUGCGGAGUUGCGGAGGUUAGGGGUUUUAAGAGAGAGGUUUCGCCGGAGUUUGAUUGUUCAUGGCUCUGGACGGGGACGGAGGAGGAAUGGCGUAGUUGGAAUGCUGAAGGAAGUUGUUGCUCCCUACGAGGCAGCCAUGGAGGAACUGAAGAAGGAGGUGAAAGCCAGAGAUGUGGAGGUUGAGAAUCUUAAGGAGAAGCUUAAGAACUCUAUGACACUUGCUAAAGGCAGCAGCUAUGGCGGCAAGAAAGGAAGAUCUCAAUCAAAGAGGAAGGUCAGCUGCAGUUUUGGUCAAGUGGCGGCAUCCCCUGUUCCUGAGCUGUUCGAGGCCACAAUGAGCCAAGUCAAAGAAGCUUCAAAGGCCUUCACAUCGCUCUUGCUUUCCCUUAUGCGUUCUGCUCAUUGGGACAUUGCAGCUGCAGUCCGUUCCAUAGAAUCCGCCAUAGCUGAGAGUGACAACACCUACCUUGAUACUGUUGCUACUCCUCACCAUGCCAAAUUUGCCCUUGAAUCCUACAUUUCCCGCAAAAUUUUCCAUGGUUUCGAUCACGAGACCUUCUACAUGGAUGGUAGCCUCUCCUCGCUGCUCAAUCCCGAGCAGUUUCGGCGAGACUGUUUCACCCAAUAUCGUGACAUGAAGGCCAUGGACCCUGCUGAGCUUCUUGGAAUCUUACCAACUUGCCAUUUUGGAAAAUUCUGCUCGAAGAAGUAUCUUUCCAUUGUUCAUCCCAAAAUGGAGGAAUCCUUGUUUGGAGACUCGGAGCAACGUAGACAAAUCUUGGCUGGUAACCACCCAAGGAGCCAAUUCUAUGCAGAGUUCUUGGGGCUGGCCAAGGCAGUCUGGCUACUUCAUUUACUAGCUUUCUCACUUGACCCAGCUCCGAGUCAAUUUGAGGCUAGUAGAGGAGCGGAAUUCCAUGUGCAGUAUAUGGAAAGCGUGGUGAAAUUCUCGUGUGGACGGGCAUCGACUUCUCUGAUUGUGGGAUUUCCAGUUAGUCCUGGGUUCAAAUUGGGUAAUGGUUCUGUCAUCAAAGCCAGAGUUUUCUUAGUUUCCAAGAGUUGAGGUAUUUUUGUGGCAUUACUGUACUGCUUACCCAGAACUUACAUCUCCAUUUGUUUGCAUCAUAGUUUGGCCUAAAGAAAAAAAAAAGGAUAAUAAUUGACAUGAAUGGUAGAACAAUGAUCAUCAUACUAAACAAUCAUCAUUGCUCCACCUUUUUAUUGAGCUGUAAGUUUUAAUCCCUCUUUAAUUAUUUGUAAUGUAGUAAUUUAAAAGAAUGACUUUACUUGGUCAUUCAUGUUUAUAGAACUGUAUGAUUAUGCUAAAGAUUAUGGGUGUACUAUUUGUGACAA
Molecule: messenger RNA, 2098 nt
Organism: Cucumis sativus (cucumber)
Lineage: Eukaryota; Viridiplantae; Streptophyta; Magnoliopsida; Cucurbitales; Cucurbitaceae
Product: protein GRAVITROPIC IN THE LIGHT 1
Exons: 4
Coding region: 111-1808 (565 amino acids)
Biological process (GO): response to red or far red light; negative gravitropism
Source: RefSeq, a predicted model, not a curated record